Messenger RNA from Letharia lupina, 819 nucleotides. RefSeq lists its product as uncharacterized. The record is from RefSeq and is a predicted model, not a curated record. NCBI's taxonomy places the organism in Eukaryota, Fungi, Ascomycota, Lecanoromycetes, Lecanorales, Parmeliaceae. Bases 1 to 819 code for a protein of 272 amino acids. Gene Ontology annotation, molecular function: oxidoreductase activity, acting on the CH-OH group of donors, NAD or NADP as acceptor. The transcript has 4 exons.
AUGUCUGUCUAUGUAAUCACCGGUGUGUCCAGCGGAAUCGGCUAUGAGUUCCUUAAGAGCAUCUCCGAAGACCCGCAGAACCUGGUCGUCGGUCUGGUCCGCAACAAGGCUGCCACUGAAGAGAAGGUGGCAACAGAGCUGGGCAAGCGUUCCAACGUCCACAUCGUCCAUGGAGACCUCACCAACUAUGCCAGCCUGAAGCAAGCCGCUGCCGACACUGCCAAGAUUGUUGGCGAGCGUGGCAUUGACUACCUUGUCGGCAACGCAGGUUUCCCCGCCCAGUUCGACGCUUAUUCACCUAUUGGUGAAUUAGGCGAAGAGCCCGAGGAGCUUGACGAAAUUGCAGACAAACUAUUCAAGACCAAUGUCACCGGUAACAUCCACUUCUUCAACCUUUUCAUGCCUCUUGUCUUGAAGGGCAAGGCCAAGAAGGUCAUCGCCAUCACCAGUGGUCAUGCCGACCUUGACUUCAUCAACAAUUUCGACAUUGAGAAUUCUGCCUUAUACUCUGCCUCCAAGGCGGCCUUGAACAUCAUUGUGGCCAAGUUCAGCGCACAAUACAAGAAAGACGGUGUGCUCGUCUUCAGCUUGAGCCCAGGAGUGGUGGAAGUGGGCCACUUUGGCGACCUGAGUCCAAAACAGAUGGAGGGGUUGAUGAAAUUCGUGGGCAGGGCUAAAGCCUAUGCGCCUCACUUCAAGGGUCCAGUCCCCGUAGAAGGAGCCGUCCAGACUAUCAGGUCGCUCUGGGAGAGGGCCAGCAUCGAGACUGGGUAUGCCGGUGCAUUCGUCUCGCAUUUCGGAAAUAGGCAGUGGGUGUAA